AUGGAGAAAGAUAACAACUUCAUGGAUCCGUUUCUGUCGUCGACGGAGGAACUUGACCCGACGACCCGGAAAGCAUUGAUGGAAUAUCUUGGAGUCGGAAGCAGAGCAUCUUCUCUUGUCUCUUUCUCCUCUACCGCCGUCGAUAUCCCGCCGAUCUCCACCGUCGGAGAUUUUGCCAGAGAGUUUAGAAUUGAGUCUAAGAAGCUAUGGAAACUAGCCGGCCCGGCCAUUUUCACAUCGUUGGCCCAAUUCUCUCUCGGAGCCAUCACUCAGGUUUUCGCCGGACACAUGAGCACCAUCGCACUCGCCGCCGUUUCCAUCGAGAACUCCGUCAUCGCCGGUUUCUCCUACGGUAUCAUGCUUGGAAUGGGAAGCGCGUUGGAAACGCUAUGUGGACAAGCGUUUGGAGCAGGAAAAGUAUCAAUGCUCGGCGUUUACUUACAACGCUCAUGGGUGAUUCUAAGCGUGACCGCUCUCAUCCUUUCUCUACUCUAUAUCUUCGCGGCUCCAGUCCUAUUAUUCAUCGGCCAAACCGCUGCGAUCUCGGCCAUGGCCGGGCUUUUCUCCAUCUACAUGAUCCCACAAAUCUUUGCAUACGCCAUCAAUUUCCCGACCUCAAAGUUUUUGCAGUCACAAAGCAAGAUCAUGGUCAUGGCAUCUAUCUCUGGCGUGGCUCUUGUGAUUCACACGUUCCUCACGUGGCUAGUCACAUGUAGGUUUGAUUGGGGACUCCCCGGUCUAGCUUUCGUGCUUAACACGUCGUGGGUGUUCAUCGUUGUGGCACAACUCGUGUAUAUUUUUGGUGGUACGUGUGGAGAGGCUUGGUCUGGAUUCACUUGGGAGGCUUUUCACAAUUUGUGGGGUUUUGUCAAAUUGUCUUUGGCUUCUGCUGUCAUGAUUUGUUUGGAGGUUUGGUAUUUCAUGGCACUCGUAUUAUUUGCUGGAUAUUUGAAGAAUGCUGAAGUCUCCGUAGCUGCACUCUCCAUAUGCAUGAACAUUUUMGGAUGGGCAGCUAUGGUUUCAAUUGGUAUAAACGCAGCAGUAAGUGUGAGAGUUUCAAAUGAGCUAGGAGCUAGCCACCCAAGAACGGCCAAGUUCUCUCUAGUUGUGGCGGUGAUAUUAUCGACAGCGAUCGGGCUGGUUAUAGCGGCAAUUCUAUUAUUCUUCCGGGACGAGUACCCGGUUUUGUUUGUGGAAGAAGAAGAAGUUAGGAAUGUGGUUAGAGACCUCACACCAAUGCUUGCCUUCUGCAUUGUCAUCAACAAUGUCCAACCUGUUUUGUCCGGAGUGGCUGUUGGAGCGGGAUGGCAAGCUAAUGUUGCGUAUGUGAACAUAGCUUGCUAUUACUUCUUCGGAAUCCCGUUUGGUCUAUUGUUGGGAUUUAAGCUUGAAUAUGGAGUAAUGGGAAUCUGGUGGGGGAUGCUGACGGGAACUUUUGUUCAGUCAAUAAUCUUGACUUAUAUGAUCUGCAAAACCAAUUGGGAUAAAGAGGCUGCAAUGGCAGAGGAAAGGAUAAGAGAAUGGGGAGGAAUAGCAGAGAAAGAGACUCUUUUGAACUAA
Molecule: messenger RNA, 1560 nt
Organism: Arabis nemorensis
Lineage: Eukaryota; Viridiplantae; Streptophyta; Magnoliopsida; Brassicales; Brassicaceae
Source: the annotation of a GenBank genome assembly